Talaromyces rugulosus is the source of this 951-nucleotide messenger RNA. RefSeq lists its product as uncharacterized. The coding region runs from base 1 to 951 and encodes 316 amino acids. Lineage: Eukaryota; Fungi; Ascomycota; Eurotiomycetes; Eurotiales; Trichocomaceae. The record is from RefSeq and is a predicted model, not a curated record. Gene Ontology annotation, molecular function: oxidoreductase activity. The transcript has a single exon.
AUGAAAGCAGCUUGCGUUACUUCGUGGGGUUCGCCGCCAGAAUACAUCUCAGUCCCAGAUCUUCCAACCCCAACCCCGACCCAACUACAAAUCAAAGUGGUUGCUGUGGGAGUUUCGCGAGUUGUUCGAGGUCGAGCAGCAGGAAAACACCCCAGUGCUUUAAAUGAGCCGCUUCCUUUUGACCCUAGCACUGACGGCGUUGGUCUCGACGAGGCCACGGGAGAUCUAUACUUUGUCAACAGUCUCGAUACAUCUCUCUUUGCCGAGCGAGCUAAUGUCGAACGGAAAAACCUCGUCAAACUCGAUAAUGGUGUCAACCCGGUGACCAUCGCUGCCGUGGCUAAUCCUGCUGCGAGUAGCUGGAUGGCGUUGAAAUGCCGUGCUAUCGGGGGAUGCGAAGGCCGUACUGUGGUCAUCGUCGGUGCGACAAGUGCGAGCGGUCGCGCUGCGGCGUUUAUUGCUCGCUCACUCGGUGCCGCACGUGUCAUCGGAAUAUCGCGAAGUGAGCAGACACUUGCAACAGUUCAGGGCCUCGAUGAGCGUAUUGUUAUGAGCAAAGACGAGACCCCUGAGGCGUUCUCUCUCCCUUCUAGCCUCGGGCCCGUCCACAUUGUGAUUGACUAUGUGGGAGGACCAGCGUCUAUCGGCGUGAUGAAAUCCGCUCAAAUUCCAGAGGGUGAAAAUUUGCAGUAUGUCUACGUCGGUGGUCUUUCAGGCUACGAGAAAGUAGACCUUCCGAUUCGGCUGAUCAACACUAGACCCAUCCAGAUUAUGGCUUCUGGGUUCGGUAGUUGGAGCCGACAAGACCUAAACCGUGAGAUAAAUGGGCUCGUGACGGCACUUACGAAGAUGGACAAGUUUUCUGAUGUUGUAACAGCUCCCUUGGCUGAUGUGAAAGCUGCAUGGGAUUCAGAGAAAACACAGACGAAGAGACUUGUUUUAAUUCCAUAG